This is a messenger RNA of Silurus meridionalis, 899 nucleotides long. RefSeq lists its product as uncharacterized. The coding region runs from base 179 to 790 and encodes 203 amino acids. The transcript has 6 exons. NCBI's taxonomy places the organism in Eukaryota, Metazoa, Chordata, Actinopteri, Siluriformes, Siluridae. The record is from RefSeq and is a predicted model, not a curated record.
GCCACUUCCUCUUGGUCUUCUCUGUGGUUUAAUCUGCUUUUAUAGCCAGCCUUGUACUUCGGACACCACAAAGAGCACUGUAGAGGGUCUUGUCCUAAACUCACGCUGAUAGUAUCAUCAUCAUCAUCAUCAUCAUCAUCAUCAUCAUCAUCAUCAUCAUCAUCAUCAUCAGAACAGGAUGCUGUAUUUAGCAGUCAUCGGGUUUCUCUUUUUUUAUGCAGAUUAUAUCAACUCUUAUGAGACAUAUUUUCCACAGCAGAUGAACAGAACUGCUGUUAGGGGGGAGACUGUUGUUUUUCACUGUAAUGGAACUAUGAUUACUGAGCAUAUAGACACUGGAUGGCGUAAAGAUGGGGAUAUUAUUUUUAUCUACAGCCCAAUUGUAAGCCGACUUGUGAUCAACUACACAUCAAGCAGGAUGCAGGUUGACAGUCAAAAUUCAAAAAUACUACGAAUAUCUAAUGUACAGCUUUCAGAUGCAGGAUUAUACUCAUGUUUUCCAUUAAAGCUGCAAUGGAAAUUGACCAUAGAAGAAAAUCUCAAAGAAAUGCUUUUCUUCAAAGUUUUCCCAGUAACACUAGUGUGUGUUGCAGUAGGCCUCUUUAUUUUCUGCAUGGUGUUUUCUCACAGGAACUGGAAAAUGAAUGGAGGAUCCAAUCCAACAGAAACUAGAUAUGAACUUACAAACGCAUAUCAGGAUUUUGUCCAUAACAGUGAGACAAUGACUACCUGUGUCUACACCAUGACCAGCCCAAAUAACUUUGCUGUUGGCCACAACUUUGAAUCCUGAGCUACAUUUCUGCGGUUUCUGCUUUACAAAUUUGUCAUCUCAAGUCAAGUCAAGAAGUCAAGAAGCUUUUAUUGUCAUUUCAACCAUAUAUAGUUGAUGCAGUCCACAG